Numida meleagris (helmeted guineafowl) is the source of this 3325-nucleotide messenger RNA. RefSeq lists its product as uncharacterized. Lineage: Eukaryota; Metazoa; Chordata; Aves; Galliformes; Numididae. The coding region runs from base 1439 to 2932 and encodes 497 amino acids. The transcript is spliced from 4 exons. The record is from RefSeq and is a predicted model, not a curated record.
CUAGCCACCAACAUUUUUUUUUUUUUUUCCUCUUUUCUCUUCUUUCUUUUUUUUCUUCCGGGCCUGUCCCCCAUGUCACAGACGCAGACCCUUAGAUAACACUGUGUAAUACACUCAUGGUAAGGAUAUUGUCAGUUGUGUGGAGGAGGCUUCGGCCAAAUUGUGAACCAUUCAGGCCCUGGCCAGCACAUGCAGAGAAGAGGCCCAGGCACAUGGCAGCAGCAUUAUGAUAUGGAAUACCAAUAACCAAAAAUCAUAAAACCAUGACACCUGCUCACUACUCAGCCAUCCUUGCAUGGGCAAGGUGGGCAGCUGUGUUGCCAUCUUCUGCAGAGAGGACAGAGUGGCUGUCCUGGUCUCUGAGGGCAGGGACCUGAGCCUAGCAUUCCCUGACGCUUUCAGCAUGGGCUGGGAGCAGUGCCAGUCCUUCAAGGCAGCAAAGGGCAGAAAGCAAUGACGCUGGGUGGGACUGAGAAGGUAGAGGCCCCAGCGCCUGUUCCUCUGGCUGCACUAGGACAGGCAGCGAUCCUGGGAAUAGCAGAGAGAUGUCUCCGUGGGCACCACCUCUCCUUGCUGUGGUAUCCAUCUCCUUCCAAAGCCCUGCUCCUCUUUCAAGGAAGGAUCUAUCCCUGCUGCCCCCAGCGCUUGUGCCAGGCUCAGGCACUCCCUGCAGCCAGAGACCUGCACAGCCACGUGGGCACUCGGACUGGGUCACCACAGCCUUCUCUGCAAUGGCUUUUGGCCAAAGGGAGACCACGGCUUGUCUAGUGCCCUUGAUAAGGUGAACAGCGCUAGGUGGUCUGGUCUCUUCAGUGGGGAGGAGGACUGCACCCUCCCUACUCGCUCACUCUGUGCCAACCGCCGCUGCUGCUCCUCAGGAGCUGUGCUCUUCCCACCUGGGGGAGCUGGGGCUCCCUCGCUCUCCCUGUGCUUCUUUUAGUGGUGUUCUGCCUCAGUUUCACUUCUCUGCGAUGGGUCCGUCGGCGCGAGCCUCUGCUCCGAGCUGAUCCGCUCGAGGUCUUCCCUGAAAAUGCCAGGGAAGAGCAAGCAGCAGCAGCACGGCCAUCGUUGCCUUGCUGGGCUCGUGAAGGCCAACAAGUGCUUCGUGGGCUCUCAAAAGCGGGAGCGUGGCACAGGGCCUGGGAUUCAGUCCUUCCUGGUGAGAGGCCAGAGGCUUUGCGUGGCCCUGCACAGGGCCAGGGCUGGGCACUGGGGCGGGCUGGCCAUGGCCCUGCUGUGCUGAGCUGGCCGGGCUGUGCCACACCCCACUGUCCCUGCAUCACAAAUGUUGCCAUAGCCCCCAGCUGGUGACACAGCAAGCCGCAUCACAAAGGGGACAACCACAAAUUUGGGGCAGGGCAAGGCUGGGUGCCACUUUGCCCGUGAGCUAACUGGAGAGAGGAGCUUAACUGCUUGGCUCUCUCUGCACAUCACAGGCAUGGCUGAUUUCUGGGGAAUGGGCUUCUUCCUCAGCCUGGAGGAUUACACUUAUUACACUAUUUUCUACCGUAUCCUCUGGAAUAUGCUGAUCAUAGCAUUAUUCGACUUCGUUAUGGAUUUGUGGGAUCGGAGGGUAGGAGUCAGGGCUAGUGCUGAGCCAGGCACUGUAACACAGGGAGGGGUGUCAGUAGGGGCCAGGGUCAUCCCAGGUCUGGGCUGGGGGCCCUGCCAGGGAGGAGAGGCCGUGUCCCAGCAGGGCCUGGCCAGGCUCGGCCGGGAGUCCCGGGGCAGGCACGGGCCUGGGCCUGGCUGUGCCCUGGGUUUGUGGGUGCAGCUGAGGCUGCUGGGGAUGCUCCCCUCUCACUUGCUGCUUUCUGUGCCCAUACAGAGAGAGAGACAGAGGAUGUUCCAACACAGAGGCAACCAGGAAAAUUCUAGAGUUUGGGACUUCCCCACGUCUUCACAGCACUCGAGGAUGCACUCCUCAGCGCCCACGCUAGAUGACGAUAUCUAUGAAAUAAUCUGUCAGUUCAACAGGAACCUUGAUACCUUGAUCAGUUGCUUGGAGAUCUCAAACAAGCGCAUCUUGGAAAUGCCUGAGGACAGCGAUGAUUCCACCACCUGGGUCACAGCAAGUGAAGACAGCUGCUCUUCAAGGGCAUCGCCAUGCCCUUUGAGCACCAGUGGCGAGGAAAUGGAGGCACCUUGCCCUCACCCGAAAACCCAGGAGAACUUGGAAAGCUCCAUCCCAGAAAGGAAAGCGGAGCAGGGACUAAGCCUCAGUGAUCGGAAACAGCCUGAUGUGAUGCUGGUUCCCACGGUGAGGCACCUGCCCUUCAUGGAUGAGGCUAAGAAAAGUCAUCUGGAGGAUCCUAAUGUGAAAAUGCAGGCACCACAGCACCUGGAGAAGAGUUUGUCAGAGGCUGUCCUGGGGCAGAAACAUUCCCGGCUUCCCCAUCCACGGAGGCAUAUGAGGGCGUCCAUCCUCUCGUCCUUCCAGCACAGGCACAGGCAAGCUCGGGCAAGGAAGUCAGCAGCGCAGCGCCGUGGUCAACUUCGAAAAUCUUUUUCCACACCAGAUGCACACACACAAGAAAAGAAGGUUCCAGUCCAAACUGCCUCCUACGGAGUCCCUGAAAGCACUGAAGACCAGCAGAACUGGUUGAUGCAUCUAUGGCUGGAGCAGUACCAAUAUGUUGAGAGACAAAAGGCAAAUUAUGUGCCUGUCCAGGAAGGAUCCAAGCGCGUGGCUCCAUCCAACACUGCAGGCCUGGUUGAUGGACGAGGAGCAACAGUGGGAGAGAGGAAUUCACCCAGGGACAUGGCCAGGAGGCGGCAGAGCUGGAAUAAUACUGCUGCUGGCUGGCAGCCAGAGGGGCUCCUUGAACAUGCAUUCACGGGAAAGAUUACAUCAUUUGUGCGGAGUAAGCUGAAGCGGAUAAAAACGGUAGGGGCAUCCAUACUGAUUGGCGUGGAGAAGAAAAGUGAGUGAGCGCAUGACCCGGGUGCGAUCGGCCAUGCGCAGCGGCUGCACGGUUAUAAAAGACAGUGCGAAAGUUCCAGAAAACGAGAGUUGACUCCACAGCAUCUGUGAUUGUGUCUCUCCCUGGGAUGGGAUCCCAGUUCUUUAGGGUCUAUUAAUUAUCACGCUGCGACAGGAGGCUUCUGCCACAUUGUGAACCAUUCAGGCCCCGGCCAGCACAUGCAGAGAUGAGGCCCAGGCACAAGGCAGCAGGACACAGGACACCUAGGCCAGGGACACCACCUCUACCACAGAGCUGCUGCUUUGUGACGGCCCUCCUGUGCCUUUGCAUUCAGUGUGCCAGGGUCAAGCUCCAAGCUGCUGGCAAGGCCCUCUAUUCCAUGAUCAAGAAGAGAGGUGAGG